Centropristis striata (black sea bass) is the source of this 10614-nucleotide messenger RNA. Its product is annotated as partitioning defective 3 homolog. NCBI's taxonomy places the organism in Eukaryota, Metazoa, Chordata, Actinopteri, Perciformes, Serranidae. The transcript has 24 exons. Gene Ontology annotation, cellular component: adherens junction; apical plasma membrane; cell cortex. Bases 189 to 4310 code for a protein of 1373 amino acids. Gene Ontology annotation, biological process: cell adhesion; intracellular protein localization; establishment or maintenance of epithelial cell apical/basal polarity. Gene Ontology annotation, molecular function: protein binding; phosphatidylinositol binding. The record is from RefSeq and is a predicted model, not a curated record.
ACAGGGAGGACGCCACCCAGCCCCGCCGCUGGAUCACUGCUGGGCUUCUCUCCUCGGGACACAAACACUACUUCACUUCUUCCAAACAGCUGGGAUUUAUUUGUUUUUUCACCUUGGCACACCGGGGAUGGUUAUUGUCGUUUUGACGCGGAUCUUUCCCUCUUUGGAAUUAACGCGGCGGAGGUGAAAUGAAAGUGACGGUGUGUUUCGGGAGGACCCGGGUGGUCGUUCCGUGUGGAGAUGGGAAUAUACAAGUCUCCAACCUGAUCGAACAAGCGGCCAUGAGGUAUAAGAAGGCGAUCGCUAAGGACUCCAGCUACUGGGUCCUGGUCCACAGGUUGGAACAUGGAGAUGGAGGCAUUUUGGACCUGGAUGACAUGCUGUGUGAUGUGGUGGAUGACAAAGACAGGCUGGUAGCAGUAUAUGAAGAGCAGGAUCCUCACAAUGGAGGUGACGGUACCAGUGCCAGCUCCACUGGUACACAGAGUCCUGAACCCUUCGCCAGUGACAUGAGUUCAGCGUCUGCCUUUCAGCCCUACCAGGCCAGCAGUGAGAUUGAGGUCACCCCGUCCGCUCUGCGAUCCAACAUGCCUCUUCAUGUCCGUCGCAGCAGUGAUCCCUCCUUGGCCGGCCUUCCCCCUGGCGAAGUCCCGGUCGGUCCAGAGGAACCGUCCAGAAACAACCCUUCUCGCUGGUCCACAACUGUUGGCUUCCAUAAGCACAACCACAAACCAAACACCAGCGCUGGCACUGGCAGUCUGGAACGAAAGGGUAGAGGAGGCCAUGCCUAUCGAAGUCUCCCUCGUGAUGCGAGUGGCUGGACCACUCAGUUCCAGAGAGAAAUGACUCGAUCUUCCCUGAGCGCCAACCAUCCAAUGGUGGACCGCUGGCUUGACAGGCAGGAACAGGAGGAGGAAGAAGAGCGCAGGAGACAAGAAAGGAGGAUUGAACGGAUAGAGCCAGUAGGGAGGGCUGACUCCUCGUUGGAAUAUUCACCUGUAUUAAAUCUAGAAGGCAUGCUCAAGCCGGUCGAGGUGUCCAACGGAGGAGGCCCCCUGGGGAUCCACGUAGUGCCUCUCAGUUCGCAGGAUGUCAGGAUUCAGGGCUUGCUAGUGAAGCGUCUGGAGCGUGGAGGCAAAGCCGAGCAGGAGCAUCUCUUCCAGGAGAACGACUGUAUCGUCAAAAUUAAUCAGGGAGACAUCCGCAACCUGCGCUUCGAACAAGCCCAGACCAUCUUCAAGCAGGCCAUGCGUGGCCCAGUCAUCCUCUUCCACGUGGUCCCCGCCGCCAUGAAGAGGCAGUACGAGCUCAUGUGGGACCCCAACGAGCUUAGCUUGCCUCACCACAACAGAGUCCACUUUAGCCAAGACUCUCAGCAUUCGGGGGACCGGUCCAGUCUGGUGGGGGGGCUGACAUCCAGAUCUGGACCACAACCAGGCCUCAACCACAACCACCAGGGACCCUUGGCAGGAAGCACCCCAGAGCCGAGCCGACGGUACGCCACGUUACCCCACAACAUGGUCUCAAGGACCGCUUCAGCCCCCUCCCCCUCUCUACAGCGCAGAAUAAGCACAAACCCAUCCAGCAGCUCCUAUCUCAAGAACAAAGGACGCAGAUUCAACAUCCAGCUGAAGAAAGGUCCAGAGGGUCUGGGGUUCAGCAUCACAUCCAGAGACGUCCCCAUUGGUGGCAGUGCUCCCAUUUACGUCAAAAACAUCCUCCCUCGAGGGGCCGCCAUCCAAGAUGGCCGACUGAAAGCUGGAGACCGGCUGCUGGAGGUUAGUGGAGUGGACCUGAAUGGUAAGAGCCAGGAGGAGGUGGUGGCCCUGCUCCGAGCCACACCCAUGGGUGGGACUGUGAACCUGUUGGUAACUCGCCAAGAGGACUCCCUGUUGCCGCGAGAAGUGCAGCCAGAGGAAGAUGACAUGGUGUUAACACCUGACGGUACACAAGAGUUCAUGACCUUUGAGAUCCCUCUCAAUGACUCAGGCUCAGCAGGCCUGGGGGUCAGCGUCAAGGGGAACCGCUCCAAGGAGAACCACGCUGACUUGGGAAUUUUUGUGAAAUCUAUUAUCAAUGGAGGAGCUGCUAGCAAGGAUGGCCGCCUACGAGUCAACGACCAGCUCAUUGCAGUCAAUGGGGAGUCGUUGCAUGGGAUGACCAACCAGGAUGCCAUGGAAACACUGCGCAAAUCCAUGUCUGUAGAGGGCAACAAGCGAGGGAUGAUUCAGCUCAUCGUGGCGCGGCAUGUGUCCAAAAACAAUGAGGUAACCCCUGGCAGCCCUCCAGUUUCAGAGCAUUCUGUGACCUCUCUGCUGGACAACCAUGAGCGCCGGAUUUCCAACUCCCUGUAUGAAUCCAUUGAAGGCAUGGACAACAACUCCACACCGGUGUCUAAUAUGAUCGGACGCAUUGGUAACUACCAGCUCUCUCCGACUGUGAACAUGCCGCAGGAUGACAUAGUGAUGAUCGAAGACGAUAGGCCGCCCCUGCUUCCUGCCCUCUCCGACCAAUCGUCCUCCAGUUCCCACGAUGACAUGGGCUUCGUGGGAGAGAACCCGGUGCCCUGGAUCCACGAGCUGCCGGGUCAGAAUGAAUGCUCGCUCAGUCCAGAUGCAGACGGUGACACUUCGUUCCUGAGGGAGGGCUUCGGCCGCCAGAGUAUGUCAGAAAAACGCAUCAAACAAUAUGAAAAUGCUAAUGACCUGGACAUCCUCAAGACGCGCAAGUCGAAGAGCAUGGAUUUAGGUUCUGCAGAACAAGAGGUCGGACCCUCGCUGGGCCUGAAGAAGUCCAGCUCCCUGGAAAGCCUACAGUCAGCUGUUGCAGAGACGACACUGAAUGGCGAAAUCAACGUCAACAGGCCGCGCUCGCGGAUCGUCAGGGGCCGAGGCUGCAACGAGAGCUUCAGAGCUGCAAUCGACAAAUCAUAUGAGAAACCUGGUGUCACAACGGCAGAAGAAGAGAACAGCAUGGAGACAUUGGACGAGGACACAGAGGGAAGUUCCAGAUCAGGUCGUGAGUCGAUGUCCACCAGCGGCGAGGGACUGAACGGCAACCUUCCCAAAGACGACAGGCAGAAAGAUCGGGACAAGGUUGGGGGGAAGGAAAAGAAGAAGCCUGAGAGGGAUAAAGAGAGGGAGAAGGACAAAAACAAAGCCAAGAAAGGCGUGCUGAAGGGCCUCGGCGAAAUGUUCAGGUUUGGAAAGCACCGGCGGGAUGAACGGCCAGGAGACAGGAUGGAGAGGAAGGGCUCCAGUAAAUCUAAAGCUGAGGACAUGCAGGCGUCAGAGGAGGAGACCCUGCGGAUGAGACUGGAACAAGAGAGAAUACAGGCCAAGAUGCGGGAACUUCGGGAAAAGCAGGCGAAGGAGAGGGAAUAUGCUGAGAUUGGAGACGUUGUCUGCGGCACCUUCAGCUCCGAUGAGGAGCACACCUACGCUGGCAUCGGAUCGUUUGACUCGUCGGUGGAUAGCAGCACAGAGCCUUACAACCACCACUACCAUCUCCCCCAGAGUCCCCAGGACCCCCCGCGUCCCAUCAGCCUACAGGACAACGGCCCACCACUGGAGGCUCUGUAUGCCCAGGUCAACAAACCCCGCAAUGGACGCCCUGCAGCUCCAGACAGCAGUCAGAUGGCUCCCAGUAACCACGACCGGAUACAAAGGCUGAGGCACGAGUUCCAGCAGGCCAGGCAGGAGGAUGACGUCGAGGACCAUAGGCACACCUACAGCUUCAACCAGUCCUGGGUGAGCAAUGGGACGGAGACACCAAGCGGACGUCAUUCAGUCACAGUGGAUUCUCAGGUCCAGAAAGAGCAGCAAGAGGACAGAGAUGGUUUCCAACAAGCACAGAGACAGUACAGCUCCCUGCCACGGCAACCCCGUAAGGCCCCCAGCACGGCAUCCCAGGACUCAUGGGACAAGGUGUACAUGCCAGCAGAGGGAUUCCAGAUGCCCAAGGAGAACCCUCGCCACUCCGGCAGCCACGGGUCACGUAACGGCUACCUGGGAGCGUCCAGCUUCAACGCCCGGGUCCUCUUAGAGACUCAGGAGUUGCUGAGGCAGGAGCAGAGACGCAGAGAGCAGGAGGCCAACAAGGCCAGGCCACCUCCCACACAGGAAACCCCCAGCGGCAGCAGCACCUACGACCACAGCAGGGACCACACUCAGGCCCCUGGCUCUGCCCCGCCGCAGGCCCCACCUCAGCCCAAGGGCCCCUACAGACAGGACGUACCCCCGUCACCUUCGCAGCUCGCCAAGCUCAGCAGGCUUCAGGGUUCAGAGAAAGGGAGGCUGUUUUACUCCUGAGACGGAGGCAAGGAGCUAAAAACUGUUGGGAGAUUAGGACUGGUUCUAAGGCGUAUUAACAGGGAAAAAUACAAAGAGGGCAAUGAGUCUGUUUUUUAUAAAAUGCUGAGAAACAAAGAUUUUAUAGGACUGUUGAUAGAAAAUGUUCAUAUUUAAAAACAAAAAAAAAAGAUUUUUUAAAGAUAUGUACAAUAUUCUUUAUAGUUGCAUCAAAAAGAAAUGGUUUUAGAUGUUUUACUGUCCAUAAUCAUGAUCAUGUGUAUAACCCAGAUUCCAAAAAGGUUGGGACAUUGUGUAAAAGGUAAACUAAAAAGAUCAUUUGCUAAUCAUUUUGACAUAAAUUAAAUCAAACUGUACAAAGAAAAUAUAUUUUAAGUUCAAACUGAUAAACUUUAUUUUAUUAUUCUAUAUUUACACAUAUACGGAAGCCCUGAAAGGAAAGGUGAAAAAAAAAAAUGCAGGCAUUUGUUGGUCAAACCUAAGUUUAUCUGUACGUACGAGAUACGUUCAUGGAUAUUAAGUAGCCAUGUGGAACAUGUAGUCUCUUCACAAUAUGAUUCCAUCAGACCUUUUAUCUACACUGUUUAACCCUUGACAUUUCUAGUUAACUAAUAAGGUAAAACAUUUAGUUUUUGCUGCAUUUUGCUGAAGUUUUACUCCCUUUGCAUUGUACGUCAGGCACUUCCCUCAAAACAGCCUAAUUAAGCCUCUGUCAAAUUUAUCUUUUACGUACGAGAUUAAAAAAAAUUCACCUUACCUUUCAGGGCUUCCGUACACAUAAGGGGAAAGGGACUACUGUGUUACAUCACCUUUUCUUUUAACAACACUCAGAAGUGUUUAGGAGCUGAGGACACUAAGCGUUGAAGGUUUUCUAGAGAAAUUAAUUUCCAUUGUUUCUUGAUGUGCAACUUCAACUUUCCCAGUUUUUUUUGCCCCGCCCCAACUUUUAUUAAAUGUGUUGUUGAUAUCAAAUUCAGAAUGAACACAUAUUUUAAAAAAUGAAACAUAAAAUAUAUAGUCUUUGUAAAGUUAAAAAAAAAAAAAAAUCACAUUCUGUUUUAUUUAUAUUACAGUGUCCCAACUUUUGUGGAAUCAGGAUUGUAAAGUGCCUUCUAGUCUAUCGAUUGUUCACCUUUUAUGAGCAUCAACCCAUUUUUUACUCAUAAUGUGCAGCUUUGACCCAUCCAUCUGAUCCAUUCAGUAGAGCAGACACUACAGCAGAAGGCAAUUGGUUUGGGCCGUCACUGCAUCACCACGUCUGACAGCAGCGUCCUCAACAUAAUAACCCCGAGCACAAGACACGGUCCAGACGUGGUUUUGCACCACUCAGGGGGGCUGGCGGGGAUCUCAGUCGAUACCACACGUGUGUGAAUGAGGCUUAUUUUUUACUGUUUGUGGGAAUGUUCAUGUUCAUGUGAGUGCACGUAUGUGUGUGUGUGUGUGUGUGUGUGUGUGUGUGGUAGAGUUGGCGUGUAGUGACAAAGUGUGGAGGUUAAGCAGCUUGUGUCAGAGCUUGGGUUUUGGGCAUGAUUGCUCACCCUCAACCCCAACCCAGUUCAGGGAAAUGUCCCCUUUGGUUUCAGAGUGUGUAUCCUCCUUCCAACCCCCUCUUGUAUUCAAUAUGAUAAUCCUGAAUUCUCUUUUUUCCUCUGCUGGCUGCUUUAUCGCCAUUUUUUCUCUUCCCAUCGUCACACUCACCAUACGGCACUCUGAAACAGCUUUAGAUCUCCUUUAUUCCUCCCUGUCCUGCCUAUCCAGGGAACCCAGCGGUGUAAAUGGGGUCGGGUCUGGGUUAUUAAUUUAUGUAUCUCAUUAAAAAUGAAUGGGCCCCUUUGUGUGUGUAUGUUGUCAUGUAUGGCGAGAAGGAAGAGACCUUGCCAGCGCAGCUCUGGCCCCGUCCUCUCCUACAAUGACUUGGCUGUAACCGAAGCCUGUUGGCCCCUAGGUGUCUGAGUUGUUCCUCGCUGAAUAUUUCAUCAGGGUGGUUACAUGGGAAACCACAUCAGCUCUGCAGUAGGUGGCCUCAGCCUGUUCACCGGCCCGAUACAAUGGAGCUGAUUUUGUUUUCUUUUCAUGAUUAUGUCCAUUGGUAGAAAACCACUCGAGAGCUUUUCUGUCGUUCAAUCAAUAAUUAGUGGUGUAUUUUCAGUGUGUGCAAGAGUGUAUAUGUAUGACACUGUGUGUGUGAGUGUGUGUGUCUUUUCGUCCCUGUGAAAACCACAUUUAGUUGGACAUUUUUUGCAAUGUGAGGCUGUUCUUAAAGGAUAACGCAGAGAUUUAUUUUGGACUUCAGUUAAAACUAGAAAAUUUCUAAAGGCCCGUGACUCUCACCCACACAUUAUUGGAUUACAAUUUAAACUGUUUUCAGGCUUUGGUAAAAGCAACCAAGGCCAAGUGGCGUCCACCAAUCAGAGCAUAGCAAUCAACUGAAAUCAAUUGUUCCUGUGUAAUUUGACACCAAUGAGAUAGACAGAAAAACAGCUAAAAAGUAUCUCUUGAACAGAAGGCAUUUUUGUCCAAACCGUAGCUCCUAUCAUUCAUCUGACUUCAUCCUGAGUUCUUUCUGAAUGUCUACAUAUGUGUUUGGUGAAGAAAAAUUAAGAAAUUGUCUGUUUAGAGCGAUCCGAAGAAACUGGUACCUGUGCUUUUCUCAAGAAAUGUUCCCUCCUUUUUACCAUGGCGGUCUAUGAGGCUGUGGGUGGUUUUGGUAGAUCAUCUGUGCGUCCUACACCAAAACUAUAACUCUGACAGCUUUACCGUAACCAAUGUGAGGGAGAAGAUGCAUUUUCCAACGUUUCUAUGUAUAUAUUAUUUCUGUAGAGUGGCAUUUGCGGCCUCCAAAUUUAUUUUUUGACAAAUUUUUCUCUCCCUCUCCACUCUAGGGAUGAUGUCAUCCACUCUAGCCUCUCCAUAGGGUAAAUUGGCAGGUUUUUUUGGAAUGUUGUUGCCAAAUAAUUUGAAAAACCCUUACAAAAGUCAAAGCACACUUGUCAUGGCCGAGCCAGCGGAGUAGUGGACCGUAAAAAAAAAAAAAACGGAAGAAUAAAAUCUAGGAUUAAUCCCGGUAAAUAAUAUAUAGUGUGUUUUUUGAAGCACACUCAAUUAACUUUAAGUAUUAUGUGUAAAUUUUUAAAUUCAUCAGAUUUUUGAGCCAUUUUUCUUUCAGUACAUUGAGAUGCACACAAGACACCACAUUCCUCAGAAAAUUAGGUUACGCAGCUAAAUGGAGAAUGCGGUUCAUGUAGUAACCUGGUUAAUGGAAAACUCCAUAUACAGACAUGAUUUCUCCCAUAUCCCUUACAUUUCUAUAAACAGCACAAGACUAAGGUGUCGGAAGCAUUCUGGUUUCUGUUUGUAGUCCAUUUGUGGUCCAAGUAGUAUUGACCAUGUACUAUGAUUGCAGACAAGUAAAAAGUCCAUGUGGAGAACAAAAGAGGUGAAAGACAAUCUUGAUAGCUGCCUGCUAUCAUCUCAUAUGCAUAGAUCUGGUCAGACAUUGUCUCUCAACUCCUUUUUUUUAUGUCUGAAGUUGCUGUUCAGACUGAGAUAUUGCCCCCUAGCCCCGCAGAGGCUAAAUGGUCAUUAAACUGAUAUCUGAUGGGUUCAGAGAUUGGGAUUUUAGACAGAAUUUUACAAACUGUGAAAUGCUAAAUGAUAGAUAGCUUUCUUAAGGGACUUUAGAAGGCUUCUUUUUCACAUUGUCAGUUUCAGUUCAGAUGGAUUUUUUUUUCUACUACAUGCACGCAUUGCUGCACGUAAUGAUCUUUCCUGAUGCACAGCUGUCCCAGCAAUACUUUCCCCCAUUGGAAGUCUUUGUCCUGCAAAUGCUGCCAUGUAAAAUACAUGGUUACAUGUAUACAUGGCUGAGAUAUCUGAUUUAACAUCUGGCUGGGGAAAUCAUGUUUCUGUAAUCCAGGUUUCUGGUUUACAUUAAGUUUAUGAAAUUACUGUAAAAAUCCACUAUACAAUUACUUUUUUUGUAGGAUACAUUUUUUUACUUCUCAUUUUGUUUAAAUUAAAUAUUUAUUUAUUGCACUCGAGGCACAACAGUACACCAAAAUUGCAGUUCAGCAACAGUGGGGGAAAACCCAAAUACACAAAGAUUAAUUAAUUUAUUUUCAUGUAUUUUGAAUGGACAGUAUUGCAAGUAAAGACACAGUCAUCUUGCUGGGGACUGAGGUAUUUUUUUGCCCUCUGGCAACUUUGGUGACCUAUUUAUGGGUCCUCACACUCUUGCCAUAGUGUAACGCGCCAAUGAGCUUGUUGUGCUAAAUGUUGCUAUAGGCGUAUGGCCAAAGUGUCUGGACUAUGUCUAGCUUGUGAAGCUUGGUUCCAAAAUACAUGCAUCGGUCUACAUACACUGCAAAAACCAAGUGACAAAAAUUAGAAAUAAAUAACUAGAAUUAAGCAAAUACAUGCUUGAAACAAGUAAAAUUACCUGCCAGUAAGUGCAGUAAGUACAUUUUCUUUUGUAAGAAUUAUUUUCAUAAGUAAAAAUAUCUAGGCACUGGAAAAACAAUGAUGUCUUAAAAUAAGUCCAAAAAUAUUUUAUUCCAAGCAACUGUGGCUUGAAAAGCCUAACUGUAGUAACAUUAAAAUAAGCCAGUUAUACUUGAAACGAGUUUUUUUCUCAUUUCAGUAUCUGUGGGUAGAUACUGGUGGUAGAAAAUGCUUUUGAAAUAGCAUUUAAACUACAUGCAACUAAAACUCUCAAUUGGAGCCAAUAUUUUAGGUAAAAAACUCAUCAAACUCAACAGUUGAAUAGAUUGAAAAGCAUGAAAAAGCUCACAAUGUCAAUCCUAAAAAGAAGUCUUUACACAAGACUGAAAUCCCUGUGAAGAGGUUAUUCAUUUGUUUUUGUUACAAAAAGAGACGUUCUUAAAAUAAGCAUGUGAAGCUAUGGUCAGUAGGUAAAUUAUGGUAAAUAGGUCAAUUAUACUCAAAACAAGAAAAUUCAGAUACUAUUGCUAGAUACAAGAAGAAAAUACUUGGUAAACGUCAUGUUUUUGCAGCGUAUCGUGUAAUCUGCAUGCAGCUCAUGCAAUGAAACACAACAUGAAGUCCUGGAUUAAGGAUUAAGACUUGACUCAGGAUCAAGAUAAAGUUCAUGGCUCCUAUUAGACAUGCGAUGGUUCAAGUAGGUUCAGAAUGGGAUUCAUAGAAUAAUUGCAAUGGAGGUCCUUCCACUCAUGAAAUAGCUUGGUGUUCUCACAUACAAAGGGUAUGUUAAAUACAAUACUAGUAUCUUUGUUCAUCUACCAAUGCUCCAGUGUGUGUUUGCAUUUGUGUAGGUGGACAUGUGUUUAAGUGUCUGUGAACGCUGCCAGUAACUGGAUGCUCCAAUAUGUCUAUGAAUAUGUGUUGGCAGCCAUAUGAACCACUUGGCUGCUGAGUAGGAGAAGAGCAGAGGAGUAGGAGGGAGAGAAGAUGGGAGGCCUGACCUUGCAGAUGAUUCAGUCAAUGGAGUAAUCACAACUAUUCCUCUGAGUCUGCAGUACAAACAGGAGGUUACCAACAAGGCUGCACUCACUUCUGCUGUCUCUUCUUCUCUUCAUUUAUCUCCUUCAUCUGUCUCUCGCACACAGUUGCUUUUUCUGGGGCAGAAAUCGACUGGGUCUUGUGUAUGUGUGUGUGUGUGUGUGUGUGUUAGGGGCCCUGACACAGAAGCUGUUUUAUCUGAUAUUCCCAUGUUGUGUGUCUCAUCAUGAACUGGGGAGGGGUUCAAGUGCCUGCAAUAUCUAACACAUUUUUUUCCUCCUCAUAUGCAAAUUUGAUAAUAUCCCAUAAUGCACGUUUAUUAUUUCUGUUGUGUAAUUAAUGUUUGCGCGCCGCCUCUGUGACACAUGGAUUCUUCCCAUAAAGCUAUUGUUUCGAGGGAUUUUUUUUUUUUAUCCUGGGAGAAAUGAGAAAUAUAUUGUUAUUGUUUCAUUGUGUUUUUAUGACCAUCCCUCAUUGUAUUUUAUUAUCCACAAUAUGGUACUAUGGUGGUAAAAAAAUGACUAAUAUGUAAGCACAGUGCAAUUUUCCUUUUUACAACAGUGUAUCAUUAAGAACCGUUUCUGCCAUUCUCUGUACAUACAAUAUGAACUUUUUUUCAGUGAAUAAAUUGAGGGUGGAUUCAAAUUCUUGUACCAAUAAUUUCCCUUGAUUGAGCUGCUUUAACAUUCAUAAACGGCUUCUCUUCUUGAGAAAACACUCUGAUAAAACACCAGUAUAAUUAAAAGCAGUUCAUGAAAAUCGCAUUUCUUGCUGAUACAAAACUGCAGUUUUUAAAGAUAUGACAUUGCUGAUUAAAGAAUCUAAA